GCUGCUGAGCGGAGGGGUGAAGAGUGCGCCUUUGUCGUCCGCUGUCAUUCUGCUUCUCGCCUCCUCCUCCUCCGCUACUGCUGCUACUACUGCUGCUUCUGCUGCCGCUGCCUUUCCACCUCGUUUCAUUCAUACCCGAGCACUGAUGAGCGGCUUGUAACCGGCGAGCUGUUCUGUACACGAUCUCCGUUUGUGCGUGGUUUUCGCUUCACGCUGUUUUUGCUGCUGAAUCGGUUGUUUGCUGUUAAUCUAACAAAAGCGAGGCGCUCCGUACAGCCGCUCGAUUCACUGAGAACGAGGAGUCGCAUGGUGGUGUUUUCAGGACCAAUGCAGAAAAGGGAGAAAAGUUUCGGUAUACAAAUGCUUUCCGUCCAGCCGGACACCAAGCCAAAGGGCUGUGCCGGCUGCAACCGGAAGAUCAAGGACCGCUACCUACUGAAGGCCCUGGACAAGUACUGGCAUGAAGACUGCCUAAAAUGUGCAUGCUGUGACUGCCGCCUGGGUGAGGUCGGCUCCACGCUCUACACAAAGGCCAACCUCAUCUUAUGCCGGCGGGAUUACCUACGGUUGUUCGGUGUGACGGGGAACUGUGCAGCCUGCAGCAAGCUCAUACCUGCCUUCGAGAUGGUCAUGAGGGCCAAGGAAAACGUCUAUCACCUGGACUGCUUUGCCUGCCAGCUCUGUAACCAGAGGUUUUGCGUAGGAGACAAAUUCUUUCUGAAGAACAACAUGAUUUUGUGUCAGACAGACUACGAAGAAGGGCUGAUGAAGGAAGGCUACGCCCCGCAGGUCCGCUGACCCCUAGGCGAUCCCUUGACUCGUUAUGGAGAGGGCUGGAAGAUGACCUGAAAGACAGUCACCGAAAGCACUCUCAUCUUUUCCAGCCCCUGUCCAUGAUAAUGUACAUAAGAAAAGCCCAACUAUGGGGCAUUGCUGUACAGAAUAGCCAUAAAGACUGGUUAUAAGUGAAGGUUUUUACAAAUCCACCAGAGCAAACUAAUGCUAGUCUUGGGACAUUGAUUUGGCUCUUUCUUCUACCCUGCAUCCAUACCUACCCAGCUUUUUAAAGCCAGCCCAACCUAAGAGCUAAAAGCUCCACUGUAAACCUAUAGACACACAUUCAACCCUGCAAAAUGCAACAAUUUUAGUAGAUCCAUUUCAUUUCCAUUAAAUUGAGGACUAUGAAAAAAAGCAAACAGUCAGUAGAUUAAAGUGCAAAGGGUAAAAAGUGUAGUGCUUUGGGCUGAGAGCCAUGUGAACAUCUCAGGUUCAGGUGGGUUCCUUAUUUAUUUUAGUAAAGAAAAAGUGAUUGGCAGUCAUCAUUCGCCUGGUCCAGCCGGUCCAUGUGCGAUCGCUACACAACUUAAUCAAAAUUAUACAAAAGCUUUGUAUCAAACACAAUCUUUAGAAUUUAUAGAAUGGAUUUUUGUUGGGACACUGUGGGGAUCUGAAUGGAUAUGUGGGGUCUGUUUAAUUCUUUUAUAUGGUGUAUUUAUUUGAUUCUUUUCUCUUUUUGCCAGUGUGUAUCAUACUGAGGCUUUGUCCUUGACAUGUUUAUACUUGAAUUGGAUCACUGUCCGGUUGCCGAGCCUCUCGUCCUGCACACCGAUACUUGUGCUAGUAUCAGUAGACCAAGUCAUAACCAAGGGAUGUUUGUGGAACCCUUGUAACUCUUAAAGCUUGGGGCUUUUUUUCUCUUUGAGAGGCACCGAACUAAGUGCAAAUCAGCGCUACUGUACCAUGCUUAAGCAAAGUUUACCGUCAGUUAUGGACAAAGCCUAAUAAAAAGAAACUGUUUUGUAAAUGUUGAUUGUACAUAUUGAUUAAAAAACCUUUUUGCUUGCUGUUAUAUAAUGAUUUUCUUUUAAUGUGUCACUCAGCAUGAGAUGUUUAUUUUUAGGAUGUGUAAAUACUGUACUGUAAUCAUUUUAAGCACAAAUGUAAUACAGUUUUAUUGUGUUA
This is a messenger RNA of Trichomycterus rosablanca, 1962 nucleotides long. RefSeq names its product LIM domain only 3 (gene lmo3). The transcript has 4 exons. Gene Ontology annotation, cellular component: nucleus. Gene Ontology annotation, molecular function: transcription coactivator activity; DNA-binding transcription factor binding. Gene Ontology annotation, biological process: positive regulation of transcription by RNA polymerase II. Lineage: Eukaryota; Metazoa; Chordata; Actinopteri; Siluriformes; Trichomycteridae. The record is from RefSeq and is a predicted model, not a curated record. The coding region runs from base 307 to 798 and encodes 163 amino acids.